This is a messenger RNA of Anguilla anguilla (European eel), 6720 nucleotides long. It is a transcript of the gene pcm1, whose product is annotated as pericentriolar material 1. The record is from RefSeq and is a predicted model, not a curated record. Lineage: Eukaryota; Metazoa; Chordata; Actinopteri; Anguilliformes; Anguillidae. Gene Ontology annotation, biological process: cilium assembly; microtubule anchoring at centrosome; protein localization to centrosome. Gene Ontology annotation, cellular component: ciliary basal body; centriole; centrosome.
CAGUGAAAGAUGGCGGCCGAUCUAGAGUUAUGACAUACAGCACGUUAGCUGAACAGGCACAGCAAGACGUUUCGAGAGAUAUAUACAUCUUCGUCUGAUCACACUGUGGGAUUUUAUGAUCUAGAGCUGCAGCCUGUUUUGUUUAUAUAAUUAACUAGGUGCAGGGUGGUUUGAGGAUGGCAACAGGAGGGACGCCAUUUGACGACUGUGCAGAUGAUCAAGAUCUGCCGAACUGGGCUACCAGCAACGGCAGCCUAGAAGACAGGUUAAACAAUAUGGACUGGGGCGCCCAACAGAAGAAGGCCAACCGGCCCUCGGAGAAGAACCGAAAGAAGUGCGGAGCGGCGGUGGAGAGCCGGGUGACCAACGACAUCUCGCCGGAGUCCACCCCGGGGGCGGGGCGAAGGCGGGGCCGCACCCCCCACUCCUUCCCCCACGCAAAGUACUCGACGCAGAUGUCCGUGCCGGACCAGGCCGAGCUGGAGAGGCUCAGGCAGAGGAUCAACUUCACCGAUUUAGAUGAGAGAAGCAUUGGGAGUGACUCUCAGGGGCGAGUCACAGCUGCAAACAACCAGAGACAGCUGGCCGACACCAAAAAGGCCUUCAAAUUUUUACCGCUCCACGUGAACACGAACAAAAGCAAGGAGUCAUCUGCCGCGGCCCCUUCAGCCGCAGUGCCACCGUCCACCAGCAGGGGCGCCAAAAAGCAGACCCUGAGCUUGGACCUGGCAGCCUGCGAUCUAAGUAAGGAGGGCAGCAGGACAGAGCGAGGAGCAGGGGAUGAUGGGAGAAGAGAACCAGGGAUUGACAGCAGCCAGGUCGUCAGCAAGCUUGUUCAGAUUAGGGAGUAUAUUGGCAAGGCCAGCACCAUAAGGGACGACCUGGUGGAGAAAAACGAUAUCCCCGCCAAUGUCGAGCGUUUAUCGCACCUAAUAGUGCACCUAAAGGAGCAGGAAAAGUCCUACUUGAGAUACCUUCAAAAGAUGUUGGCCGGACAGAACGACGAAGACGAGGUCCGCCCCAUGGACUUGGCGGCCGAGAGCCUCUCCCUGAACGUUGAGGCGAGGCCCGAGGGGUCUGCUGCUGUCGGCAGGGCCAGGCGUGCGGGGGCAAAGGAGGAGGAAGAGGAGGAGCUGGAGAAUCUGCGCAGGCAGCAGGAGCUGCUGAAGCAGAUGCUGAUGCAGCAGGAGCAGCUGCGCGCUCUGCGCGGCCAGCAGGAGGCGCUCAUGGCCAUGCAGCACGGCGCCCCGCGGGCGGGCGCGGCCAUGGACGACACGGUGAUAACAGAAACGACAGGCAGUGUUUCUGGCCUCAGCAUCACCUCUGAGCUGAACGACGAGCUGAACGAUUUAAUUCAGCGUUUCCACAACCAGCUUCAUGACACACAGACAAAGGUGGUUCCAGACAACCGGAGGCAGGCGGAGAGCCUGUCCCUGGCCAGGGAGGUCUCCAGAUUGCGGGCGCCUCCUCCGCCCCGCCCCCAGCCCGCCCCCGCAGCCGUGACCAGCGCUCGGCUGACCAAGCUCCAGGAGCUGCAGGACAAGAAGGAGACCAUGGACAAGAUCCUGGAAGAGCUGCACACCCUGAGGGACCACACGCUGAACAACAGAUCCUAUGGAGGGAUGAUGUCCAGCUUCUGUCAGCGAGGGGCGGAGCCGAGGUCCUCUGUGGAACGCCCCUCUGCCGUCAACAGGGAGCUGAAUGGCCGCGUCGGCGUGGUCAUCAGACAUGACCCCGCCCCCUCCUACCGCGAGCCGCAGCCGGAGGACGGCGCCAACCCCCCAGAUAAACUCAGGAAGCUGAAGGAGGUCCAUAAGCGGCUGAACGAGCUGAGGGAGCUGGUGCAGUACUACGAGCAGUCCUCCGACAUGAUGGCCGACACCGUCAACGAGAACGUCAAGGAGGAGGACGACGACACCGAGGCCAUGUUCGACUCCGAGCAGGAGAACCCCGGGCCGGUCACCAACAUCAGAAACCCUCGGCAUGCUGGGAACUGGGUGGACGUGAGCGGCCUAUCUGGCUCUCACGGAACCAACAACCGGGACGGGAGGCUGAACACGGACUGCGAGAUCAACAACCGCUCUGCGGCCAACCUGAGGAGCCUCAGCUUCCCCUCUGCCAUAGAGUGCCAGUACAACAGGUACCACCCCUACAACGAGGCCAAAGACGGCAGCGAAGACGAAGAGGAGGAAGAGGAGGAGGAUGAUGAAGAAGAGGAGGGGCUGGUGGAUGAAGAGGAGGCGCGGGAGAGGGGGCCGGGGAGCGACGGCUCGGGUUCGAGCCGCAGGAGCAGCCUGGCCGAGGAUCCGGAGCUGGAGCACAAGGUCCGCCGCCUCCAGUCCGCCAAGCAGAAGCUGAGGCAGCUGCAGGAGCUGGUCGCCAUGGUGCAGAGCGACGACACGGACGGGACCACGGCUAACGAGGAGGAGGGGCCGGUCCAGCAGCCCAACAACGCCCGAGCGUCCGUCGCCAAACCCCAGAGGGACCCCUCUGCGACCGAGGCUGCCAGGGAGAAGUUCUAUCAAGCCAAGCUGAAGCAGCAGCAGCGGGAGCUGGAGAGGCUGCAGGAGGAGCGGCAGCGCCUCUCCGAGAUCCAGGGAAAGAUCCAGGACCUGCAGUGGGCCUGCCCCGACUUUCAGUCGUCCAUGUCCAGCACGGCGAGCCAGGCCCAGGGCCCCAGGAAACCCCCCGAGGUGGCCUCCACCCCCAGCGCCGGCGCCAGCGGAGCCCAACCCGACCCCCCGGAGGAGCUCGCCCCGGAAAACGAGCUCUUCUCGGAGAUUCGGCGGCACCAGAUCCUGCGGGAGGAGCUGAGGCAGAGGAGGAAGCAGCUGGAGGGGCUGAUGGCCGAGCAGCAGAGGCGGAGGGAGCCGCCUGACUCCGCCUGCCUGGCCCCGCCCCCGGCCCUGCCCACCCAGCAGCCACUGAGCAGGGACGAGAGGACCAUGGCCACAUGGGGCGGGUCCACACCACGCCACCUGGAGGAGGAGGAGGACUGCUACCCCUCAGAAACGGGGGCUGAGGAGGAGGAAGAGGAGGCAGACUCCAGCUCCAGCGAGGACCUGCCCCUGUACACCAGCCGGACCCAGGCUUCCUUCAGCGGGCGCAAGUCCAAUGAGAGCGGUCUGAAAACCUCGAACCCGUACCCGGCGGGCGCCGUCCCGGGCCCGUCCUCCAGGGGGCGGGCGAAGGCCAGGAGCAGGCAGCAGCAGCAGCAGCAGCAGCAGGGCGGGGCCGAGGGCGGGGCCGGGGGGCGGAGGCAGGAGAACAUGCGCUGGGCCUGGGCACGCUCCCCACUGGAGGGCCAGCAGCACUGGCAGGAGCAGGUGACCCAGCUGCAGAAACAGCUGGAGUUCAGCACCGUCAUGUGCCAGACGCUCCUGCACGACCAGCAGUCUCUGUCCUGUUUGCUGCAGUCUCUCCUCUCCACUCCGUACAGCGUCAUCCCCAGCAACGUCGGCUCCCCGCAGGUGCACAUGGUCAUGCACCAGCUCAACCAGUGCUACACGCAGUUGGCGUGGCAACAGAACAACGCGCAGAGGUUGAAGCAGCUGCUGAACGACCUGCUCCUCCAGCAGCAGCAGCAGCAGCAGUGCCAGCCCGCGCAGCAGCGCGGCCGCCCCGCCUCCCCCGGCACCUUCGCCCCGCCCUUCCCCAUCCCGCCCGGCGCUGUGGGCCUGCCCGGACUGGCCGGCUUCUCCCCGUCUCUCCUUCCCUCCGGUACGGGCCCUCCUGGAGGGUUGGGGUUCAGCCCCUUGUUCGCCCCUGAUUUCGGGCAGGCCGCCGCCCAGCAGCAGAUGGACCACAACUCCUCCGCCCGGACGGAGUACAUGAGCUUCCCCCCGCCACCGCCCCCGCCCCCCCCAGCAGGACAGGACCGCCGCCGGCGGAGCGGACAAACGCACGCAGAAAGGGGCAGAGGGAGGGGACCAGGCGGGCGCAGGCCGGCCGAACCCCGCCCGAGCCGCGAGGGUGGAGCGGCGCCCCGUCCCGGCAGACGGGGGCGCCCGCCUCCGCCGGACCCCCGAGCGGGAGGACGAGGGGUCCCCCUCCCCCCCGCCCCGGGCCGGCAGGACCCGGCUGUUCCACCCGAGUCCCUGGAGAGCCUGAGCAGCCUGCCGGACCCGGCCGACCCCACCACCAUCACCAGAACCUUCCGCUGCGGCAGGAAGGCCUCCGCCCAGGCCAGCCUGGCCACGCGGGACAAGACCCCCACCGCCAAGAGGAAGAGGAGCAAGGGCCACGCCCGAAACGCAGGGGACAUUUCGGCGGAGUGCUGCCCCGCUCCCUCGGCCCAGGGGACGGACAGCGUGUCCAGCGCCAGCGAGUACGGCCGCGACCCCGCCCCCGCCCCCCUCGCCAAGCAGCGGGAGCAGAAGCGCCUGCUGGACAGGCUGACCCAGGAGAAACUGGACAGCAAGAUCAAAGUGAGGCACGCCAACGAGCCGUCCUCAGCGUUGGCUUGGAGCGCACCACUCCACUCUAACAGAAACGCAUGCACUGAAGCAGCAGACACCAGCAGCGACUUCUCCCUGUUCGAGGCCCUGCGGGAGACCAUAUACGCGGAAGUGGCCUCCCUCAUCUCCCAGAACGAAUCCAGACCGCACUUCCUCAUCGAGCUCUUCCACGAACUCCAGCUGCUGAACACGGACUACCUGCGCCAGCGAGCGCUCUACUCCCUGCAGGACGUGGUCACCAGGCACCUGACUGACAGGGACACGGCCGGAGGGCGGCCCAAUCCGCUGGGCCCGCUGGCCUGGGCCACCGCCUCCAACUCGGAGCUCACGCCCAGCGAGCCGACCAGCAGGGCCACGAGCGACGCGGAUGUUUGCGAAAAGACUGCCCGGAACAACCUGAACCCCGUCAGGAGGCUGAGCAACAGAGACGCCGGGGACAACGAGAGCCCCCUCUCCACCUCCUCCAACCUGGAGCCCUUCGCCAGCGACGAUCUGGGGGACACUGUGAUCCACCUGGACAGGGCGCUGGCGAGGAUGAGGGAGAACCAGCAGAGCGCUGGGGACGACUCUGUGCCAGCAUCACAGGAAGGUGCCGGUGAUGGGUCCAGCUGUUUGGGACAUGUGCCCGGGGAUGCCCGUUGUCCGCAGGUCGACACGGAGCAGCUGGACAGGCAGAUCAAAGCCAUCAUGACUGAGGUCAUCCCGUUCCUGAAGGAGCACAUGGAGGAGGUGUGCUCCCCGCAGCUCCUGGGCUCGGUCCGGAGCAUGGUGCUCUCCCUCCUGCAGCGGGCCAACGAGAGCAGGGAGUUCAUCCGCUUCCUCCACCGACAGCUGGACCGCAUCCUGAAGGAGAACCUGAGCAGGAUGAUGGGCAGGAUGCUGAAGGAGUGUGGGGAGGACCUGCUGGUCAUGAUCUCUGAGAUCCUCUUCAACGAGCUGGCCUUCUUCAGCCUCAUGCAGGGGAGAGCCGCCAGAAAGCCGGACCCCCCAGCCGUGAAACACACUCGCUCUGAGGAGAGGAAAACCGUUGAGGGUGAAGGGUCCUUUUCUGCAGUGUUUAGUGAUGAAGACAAAGACAAAGACGAGGCCGAAGAGGGAGCUGCACGUCACCAUGGCGAUGGAGACGAAGCUGGGCAUGGUGAGGCCGGCCUGCUGAGAGCAGAGAGCCAGGCACGUAGCAGCUGCAGCAGUGAGCAGGCGGAGCAGCAGGAUGAGGAGGAAGAGGAGGAGGAGGAGCUGAAGGCCGAGCGUGGGGACACCCUGGCCUACCUGCAGGCCUGCGGCAGUGCUCCGCCCACACCUGAGCAGCUGUCAGUCCAGGGGGCAAGGAGGGCAUCUGGAAGUGGGAAGUGUGGCCUGGAGCCUGCAGGAAGCUGUGAUGAGGUGAGAAUGGUCCAGUCUGAAACCAUGGAGGUGGCGUCUCCCACGUUGAAGGAGAGGGGGAGUGGUGACCUGGGAGCUGCUGAAGGCCAGGCCCCCCAGGAUGAGGGCGAGGGCAGGGGGGCCCCCAAAGCACCCACCGAAAAAGGGUCGUCCCCUGAGGGCUCGGUGGCCUGCAGCCCGGACACGGACUCCCCCGUCAUCGUCAAUGAAGACGAGGUUGGGUCUGGGAAUUUGAGCCAGAAGUCGGACGAAGAUGAUUUUGUGAAAGUGGAAGGCGUUCCCCUGCAGCUCUCCACUCUGUGUGAGGCCGAGCUUCGCAAGAGAAUCGCAGAAGAGCAGCAGAACAACAACCUGUCGGUGGAGAUCAUCAACGGGAACGUGGAUGGGCUGACGGGGCUUGUGGGAAACACUCAAACCCUCAAAGAGCCAGAAACGGUUGGAGCACAGAGUGCAUGAAGACGGUCCUCACUUUGUGAUGUCAUUAUGACAACUGAGGCACCCCAAGGUCUUUGGGCUGAACUGAAUGUCCACACUACGUUUUCUUUCCCCCUCAUCCAUUUUAGCAACCACCAAACUGGAAGAACCGCAUUGCGGGUUGAAUGAAUAGCGUUAGCCGUGUGUUCGCUCGAAGAAGAAACGCCCAUUUAAUCCACGCAACACUGAAAAUGUAAUUAACCGUAAGUGACUGAUUAGCCUGCUGUAGAACCCCCCGCGAUGCCUGUCUGUUGUUGUCACGGCGAGGGGAAAACGCGGAAGAAACUUCAAACGCUUUUCGAUCGUUACGUUGUGCGUUUUACGAUUGUCGCAGACCGGGUGACCGGCUGUCCAAAAGCAGUCCGCUCUCAGCCCUGAAAACAGUCUAGCCUUAUUUUUUUUUUUU